Drosophila hydei is the source of this 814-nucleotide messenger RNA. RefSeq lists its product as uncharacterized. Bases 30 to 671 code for a protein of 213 amino acids. The transcript has 2 exons. Lineage: Eukaryota; Metazoa; Arthropoda; Insecta; Diptera; Drosophilidae. The record is from RefSeq and is a predicted model, not a curated record.
UGAAUCAAACGAGCAGUACGCCAGCUAAAAUGCAGCCAGUUAUUUACAUUACUAUUCUGUUGUUGGGAUUGAUGUCUAUAAGGGCGCACCCCUUAAAUAUGAAUUUACUGACGAACUCAAGUGCAUCAGAGGAUCUGUUGAGUACAGCUGAAGCAAAGACAAAUACCUCAAGCAAAACUACUCCAACAGCUGAAGUUCAUAUGGAGAUCUUAGAGAAUACGGCAGAGAAUAAGACAACAAAGCAACCCUCAACACUCAAGACUUCCACAGCAAUCCCCAGCUCUAAGAUCACAGCUCAAGAAGAAAGCAAUGUGGAUAUAGAAACUGUAAAGAAGAUAACUAUGGAACCCUCUGAGACACAUUCUUCUACCGUAAAGCCUUAUCCGAAAACUGGAAGCUUUAUACAAAUCGUUACAGCUGCAAGGCGGACAACAAUGGCACCCUUAAAAGCCAGGUCUUCUCUAGUAAAUCACAGCCCAAAGCUCAACGACCAUACCGAAAAUAUAUCUACUCAAAGCGAGACAACAACGGAAAGCUUCAAACCCAACUCCGCAUCAGAUACAAAUCACGAUCACGAUCACGAUCAAAAGAUAACAACUGAUGGAACACCAAUGGGAUUCGAGCCAAGAUUGAGUGCUAAGCUCCUAAAGAUACUCACACGUCUCGGCUAAGUUCAUUUAUACUAAUAAUCUAACAAAUUAGAUAAGGCCAAUUACACUUGACAAUUAGCUGCAUUUCCAAAGGGAAUUAUCUCAGAGCUAAUAUCAAUUAUAACAGAUACUUAAAAUAUGUCGAAAUAGUAUUAAAGUGAAAA